GCGAGCCGGAAGUCCCGCCUACCACAGGGGGCGGGCGAGCAACAUGGCGGCGCCCAGCAGCCGGUGAGGAGUGGGGACCCUGGGAUCCCGGGGAGCGGCUGGACUCAUGCAUUAUGGCCGCAUUCCCGCACACUCUCUCCUCACGCCUCCUGACAGGCUGGGUAGGAGGAUGUGUCUGGUAUUUAGAAAGAAGAACUGUCCUGGAGUCCCCUCAUAAGUUUAUGCACCUUUUCAGGAGUGUCAAUAAGCAGUGGAUUACGUUUCAGCACUUUAAGUUCCUCAGACGCAUGUAUGUCACACAAGUGAAUAAGAUCCGGAACCAGCAAGUGAAACCAAAGCCAGAACCAGUGGCACCGCCUUUCCUUGAAAAAAUGCCUUCAGGCGAAGCCAAAGCAGAACUAGAUGAGCUGAGACCUGUGUCAUCUGCAAGCCUGUCUCUGUCCACAAAGCCGAAUGAAAAGGAGCUGCUAGAGCUAGAGUCUGCCUCCGUCAUUGAGAGCUCCAUAGAUGUGGACGGGGAGACGAAGGAGGAGAAACAGUGGAGAGAGAUGAAACUGCACCUGGACGACUUGCCUGGCAUUCUGGCUCGACUCUCCAAAAUAAAACUCACAGCUCUGGUUGUGAGUACCACUUCGGCCGGGUUUGCGCUGGCUCCGGGGCCUUUUGACUGGCCCUGCUUCCUGCUCGCUUCCCUGGGAACAGGCCUUGCAUCCUGUGCCGCCAACUCCAUCAAUCAGUUUUUUGAGGUGCCAUUUGACUCAAACAUGAAUAGAACAAAAAACAGACCUCUGGUCCGUGGACAGAUCAGCCCGCUGCUGGCCGUGUCCUUCGCGGCUUGUUGUGCGGUUCCAGGAGUGGCCCUCUUGACGUGGGGAGUGAACCCUCUCACGGGAGCCCUGGGCGUCUUCAACAUUUUCCUGUACACUUGCUGUUACACACCGCUGAAGAGGAUGAGCAUCGCCAACACGUGGGUGGGGGCCGUGGUUGGGGCCAUCCCGCCCGUCAUGGGCUGGACGGCAGCCACUGGCAGCCUCGAUGCAGGUGCACUUCUCCUGGGAGGAAUCCUCUACUCGUGGCAGUUCCCCCAUUUCAAUGCCCUGAGCUGGGGCCUCCGUGAAGACUACUCCCGUGGUGGCUACUGCAUGAUGUCAGUGACCCACCCAGGCCUGUGCAGGCGAGUGGCGCUGCGCCACUGCCUGGCGCUGGUCGGACUGUGCAUAGCUGCACCGGUGCUGGACGUCACUACGUGGGCCUUCCCCCUGGUCUCCCUCCCCAUCAACCUGUACAUUUCCUACCUCGGCUUCCGGUUCUACAAGGACGCGGACCGGAAGAGCUCCAGGAAGCUGUUCUUCUGCAGCCUGUGGCAUCUGCCUCUGCUCCUGCUGCUCAUGCUCACCUGUAAGCGCCGGCCAGGUAGGGAGGAGGACAAGGGAGAUGCUCAGAGCUGACAGUAAGCAGGUAUAGGGGGGCAGAACUAAACAAAACGGGGGAUGCACAAUUCUUUUGUUGAUAGAUAAAAAUAUUUUGGUAUUUCUGGAGUGCAAGAAGGGAAAUCACUGGUUUUAGUACAAGAUUGUGAAGCAAUCUGGUGCUCAGUGUUCACUUAAAUGCACAUAUAUGUGUAUAUAUAUAUGUGUGCAUAUGUAUUUAUAGUUAUACAUAUAUAUCCCUAAAUGUCCCCCCAAAUAAGAAAUGAGUUAGCUCAGCCAAUUAAUGCAAAGGAAAUUCGUUUUGUUCUUUGAUGAGCCUCAUACAUCCUUUCCUCCGUUACCACCAUCCUCCGUUUUCUUCUCCCUCUUGUGGAUGCGAUACGCAUCUUCUGGCUGCACACACGCACACACUCCCCACCUGCUAGCUAGAGUGGCUGUUGGUCAGACAAGCUCUGAUCAGACCGCUGCUCUGUGCCUCAGGGUCAUCUAGGACCAGCUCGCUACAGUCACGGCACCCCUUUCCCUGCCAGUGAACUGGGGCCCCGUUCCUGUCCUCUGCAUCUCACCCCUGUUCUCAACUGUGUAUGGCCACAGAAAUAAUAGAACACAAAAGAUGGGCCACUGCACAACUUGGGAAUGGGGGUUCCAAACGGUUACUCAGGGAAUCAAAGACUCAACUGCCAGCCCCUGUCCCACACCACCACUCCCAUUGCAAAUCAGAAUUCUAGAAACCCCCGGCAGUCAAAGGCAUCUUUAUAGUUCACUUUGAAGUACAAGCACCGUCUGAAGCAUUUCUUUUUGGAAGAGAGGCACCCGCCUUCAUUCCAGAAAUGCCUCCGGCGUGGCUCUCAGACUGGACCUCUUCAGGCUCUCCUGAGCCUUGUCUGUCCUCUUUGCUGCCUAGCUUUUUCAAGGCCCUGUGAGCAGGGAAGCUGGAAAAAGGGGAGCUGGGCUAGCAGCCCACAUAGCUUGCAUUCUUGUCCUUUGUAGAAACCACAUUUCCAUCCAGAAAUUAGCCUCCACAUGUGCAGUGGCUUUGAGAGCCAGAGGCCCAGUUGGGCUUCCAAUGGGACGGUCCCACUUCUAGAGAUUAGUGCGUUUUCCUAUAGCCAGAGGUGGCCUUAGACAUCAGACAUUGUCACCCGCCAGGCCCUUGUCCUCUUGAGUGCCACAGAGUCCCAGUUGCUCAAAACAUUAGAUCCUGGCAGGAUGUUUUAAUUACAGUCUUCUGGAGCACUACUGCCCUUUAGGGAUUUGUUUAAGGGGCCUGAGCAGUCAUUUUAGUAUGACUGUUCUCUCAGAAAUGUCUAGGGUUAGAAAUGUAGCUCAGUGGUAGAGCACUUACUUAGCAUGCAUGAGGCCCAGACUCCAUCCCACCCUCACAAAAAAAUAAAUAAAACAAAAUAAAGGAGCUGCAGAUAGCCCCUCGCCCUUAUUUCUGCUUCUCUGGAAUAUUACCUCUUGCUUGCAUCCAGGUUGUUUCCUGUGGGUACGUGGCAUAGAAAUGUCUGGAAAGAGCAUCUGCAAUUUGUUGCAGCCCUUAAGUUUGUAACCUGUGUUGAUUAUCUUCCUUCUGCAAUAAAACUAUCAGAACAGGA
This is a messenger RNA of Cavia porcellus (domestic guinea pig), 3028 nucleotides long. Its product is annotated as protoheme IX farnesyltransferase, mitochondrial. The transcript has 7 exons. Gene Ontology annotation, cellular component: mitochondrion; mitochondrial membrane. Lineage: Eukaryota; Metazoa; Chordata; Mammalia; Rodentia; Caviidae. The record is from RefSeq and is a predicted model, not a curated record. Gene Ontology annotation, biological process: heme A biosynthetic process. The coding region runs from base 114 to 1448 and encodes 444 amino acids. Gene Ontology annotation, molecular function: protoheme IX farnesyltransferase activity.